This is a messenger RNA of Drosophila eugracilis, 2230 nucleotides long. RefSeq names its product A-kinase anchor protein 10, mitochondrial (gene pkaap). Gene Ontology annotation, molecular function: protein kinase A binding. The transcript has 4 exons. Lineage: Eukaryota; Metazoa; Arthropoda; Insecta; Diptera; Drosophilidae. Gene Ontology annotation, biological process: intracellular protein localization. Bases 136 to 1947 code for a protein of 603 amino acids. Gene Ontology annotation, cellular component: plasma membrane. The record is from RefSeq and is a predicted model, not a curated record.
CCCUAUCGCAAUAACUAUUUUCAUAAUAUUUACCGUCGCAUCGCAUUAAAUUCAUUUAUAAAUCACUUGAAUAAAUCAACAAAUUAAAGCAAAAAAAGAAGUUUCAGAAACCACCGAAAGCCGGAGAAUGUAAAUAUGUUAAAUUACAUCAAGAGGCAAGCCAGCCUCCGUCGCAGCAGCCAAGAUGCCACGGAUGCCAAUUGUGGGCAAACAGCCGAUGAUGUGGACACCGUCGAUGCAGUCAUGGCGCACAAACGUCACUCACUACGCUCGACAACCAGUUUCUGUGACGAGGUGUUCCUAGAGGCGGAGGAAGAGUACAGCGUAGGGGGCGUGGGAGCCGGAGGAGGAGCCCCCUCAGAUGGUAUCAGUCUCUCCAGCAACGAUGAAAUUUUCACUUACAACUCGCGCCUUACCAUGAAUCUGGCUUCCAUUGUCAAAGAUCCCAACUGCCUGAGCUUCUUUGUGCAGUAUCUGGACACCCGACAAGCGCUCCCUUUGAUCAAAUUUUACCUGGACAUUGAGAACUUUAAGCGAGCGGCGAUCACGCAAGAGAAGGAAGAACCGGUGGAGCCUCCUAAAAGGGCUGAACAAUCUUCUCCACACAAAGAUGAAAAAGAUGUACCUGAACUGAAGACGUUGUGUGAUCUGUCCAUGCGGAAACCCCUAACAGACGACGAAAAGAGCCGCAUAUAUGCGGAGACCAACAAACAGAUUAAUAGGCAAAAAUCUGGGCCGGAAUGUGUCACGAGUUCUGAACUUUCCCGUGCCAGCAUUAGCGAUGCCAUUGCCAUAUACCAAAAGUAUCUGAUAGUGAAUGCCAGUCUUCAAGUGGAACUGCCAAUCGUCAUCCUUGCGCACAUUUCUUUGCUCCUUUGCGGAAGGGAUAAAUCUGAGUGCGUUAAACCAAUCCCAGCCAACUGCUUUGAUGAAGCCAGGGAGUUUGUGUUGGAUCAAUUGGAGAGGGAUCAUUUGCAGGGAUUCCUACAAAGCGGCUACUAUUCAACCUACUGCUUAGAGUUGAUCGAAGGUGGUUCCAUUAAUAUCUAUGAUGUGUUGAAUAGCGAACUGGCUUUAUUUUACUUUACCGAGUACCUGGAACAGCGACAAGAGCGGGAGUGUCUGGAGUUUUGGAUCACAGGCAUAAAUUUUCGCAAGAGUUUUGCCUCUGGAGAAAAGGAGGAGGAUCUUAAGGCGGCCCAAAGCGAUGCCAUGAUCAUUUACGAUAAAUACUUCUCCCUGCAAUCCGAGUGUCGCCUCUGGAUGUCCCAGAAGCUGCGAUUACGAGUAGAACAGGCCAUCUGUGCUCCAGGUGAACAGUGGCAAGCCUUUGAUUUGGCGCUUUUGGUUACGGCCAAGUAUCUAGAGCAAAAGUAUUUUUCUGAUUUUUUAAAGUCACACAUCUUUGAUAACUAUGUGAAUGAACUGAAGGUUAAGAGAGAUAACUCCACCCCACACCCAGGUAUACAGCAAAAGUUGAGCCUGCGAAGAACUGGCAAAACUUCUAAUGCACAGCAGCGUCACCGAAAAACCCUAUCCAUGUCAGACUACACGCACAUUUCUCAACACAACACACUGCUGGCUUCCAUGGAUCAAACACCAUCGAAAACAUCGAUUAACCAAGAAUCUGGCAAUCUCAAUAUCGAUGCAAGGCAAUUGACGAAUCCCCAACUUUUGUGGCAGCGUCCAGUAGGCGCACUUAAAUUCGGUUUUGUCAACUCCUUGGGACGCUAUGAACGGGACUUUGAGGCUGUAGAUGCAGUGGCUCUUAAAUCCCAACCAUGGUCCUUAAGUGUCAGCGGAAAUAAAAUCAGAAAUGCAAUGCGAAAGUUGGUAAAUCUGCCAGAGGAUAAUGUGCAAGAGGAAAUUGCCUGGCAAGUGGCUGAGAUGAUUGUCAAGGAUGUUACGAGUGUCACACUCAGUGGCAAGAUUCCUCCGCUGACAUAAUGUGCUUCACCGUUAUGGAAUUUAUUUAUCAUUUAUAAAUUAUUAUUUUUUGCUCAAAUCAAUAAGAAUCUCUUUAAAAUGUGCACAAAAUGAAAUCGCAACCGAAGCUCUCUGACUAUCUAUCUUAUGUACAAAUUAUGUUGAACAAAUCAAAUAUUUUAUCUUAACUUAUUUUCGUUAAUGCUGUGGGCUUUGAAAGCCUAUUAUUAACUGAACUAUUGCUCGCUCAUUUGUUAUUUAAAGCAACAAAUCCCAAAUCUCAAAUAUAAGGAAGCUAAAUCGA